AUGGAUAACAAAUUUAAGCACCCACUGGAUCAUUGGGGUCAGAUUCUGGCACUAGUAGGGUUUAAGAAGUAUUCUGCUGAUGAUUGCCUGAAAACGUGGCUCGAUCUCGCAAGAUAUGCACGCGAAAUCUUCAAGGCUCAGGCUACGAGACGAUACGUCCUCGGAUUUACCCUCGCCGGUUCAAUCAUGCAUCUGUGGAAUUUUGACCGCGUCGGGGCGAUUGGUUCAGCCAAGGCCGACAUCAAUCAAGAUGGAUUGCAAAUUGUAUCUGUUGUGCUGGGGUUUCUUUACAUCGAUAAGCAGGCUCUCGGAUUUGAUCCUACCGUCAUCACAUCAGGCAACAAACGCCAUAUUGAGAUUGAUCAAGAAGGGCAGCAAAAGCGCCUCAUACUUGGCACCCUAUUGAGUCCAUCUUCUGGUAUAGUGACGUGA
Messenger RNA from Trichoderma virens Gv29-8, 432 nucleotides. RefSeq lists its product as uncharacterized. The coding region runs from base 1 to 432 and encodes 143 amino acids. The transcript has a single exon. The record is from RefSeq and is a predicted model, not a curated record. NCBI's taxonomy places the organism in Eukaryota, Fungi, Ascomycota, Sordariomycetes, Hypocreales, Hypocreaceae.